This is a messenger RNA of Mus pahari (shrew mouse), 1533 nucleotides long. RefSeq names its product cyclin A1 (gene Ccna1). Gene Ontology annotation, molecular function: cyclin-dependent protein serine/threonine kinase regulator activity. The transcript is spliced from 8 exons. Lineage: Eukaryota; Metazoa; Chordata; Mammalia; Rodentia; Muridae. Gene Ontology annotation, cellular component: cyclin A2-CDK2 complex; nucleus; cytoplasm. The coding region runs from base 80 to 1345 and encodes 421 amino acids. The record is from RefSeq and is a predicted model, not a curated record. Gene Ontology annotation, biological process: regulation of cyclin-dependent protein serine/threonine kinase activity; mitotic cell cycle phase transition.
UUCUGGGUCCCUGGGUUGAGAGGUAAACUAACUGUGUCUCCUCUUCCCUGGAUAGCAGCAGGCUGUGGCUUACUAGGCAAUGCAUCGCCAGAGCUCCAAGAGUGGAGUCGCUCUGCCUCCAGUGGGCCAAGGUCCUGAUGCUUGUCAAAUGCUCACCCGAGCUCAGCUUGGCCAGGAUCCCCAACAGAGAACGGUGCUAGGGGUGUUGACUGAAAAUGAGCAGUACAGGAGGACCUGUGGCCAGGAGAUCACAGCAAUCAGAUGUUUUUCUGGAUCAGAAAAUGUCUUCCCUGCGGCUGGAAAGAAAGUGCUCCCUGACCAUGGAGUCAGUGAGCCAGCCAAGCGUGGAUUUGAUAUCUACAUGGAUGACCCUGAACAGGGGAACAGAGACAGCUGCCCGGGGAGAGAGGGCAUCGUAUUUGAGGAUGUGUAUGAAGUCGACACCAGCAUGCUCAAGUCAGAUCUCCACUUCCUGCUGGAUUUCAACACAGUUUCCCCAAUGCUGGUUGACCCCACCACCCAUGCCCAGUCAGAGGAAGCAACGGAUUUUGGUUCAGAUGUGAUUAACGUAACGGAAUACGCAGAGGAGAUUCAUUGCUACCUUCGAGAAGCUGAAGUAAGACACAGACCCAAGGCUCACUACAUGAGGAAGCAGCCGGACAUCACGGAGGGCAUGCGCGCCAUCCUGGUGGACUGGCUGGUGGAGGUUGGGGAAGAAUAUAAACUUCGCACAGAGACCCUGUACUUGGCUGUCAACUUCCUGGACAGGUUUCUCUCCUGCAUGUCUGUUCUGAGAGGGAAAUUGCAGCUUGUCGGGACAGCAGCUAUUCUCCUGGCUUCGAAAUACGAAGAGAUAUAUCCGCCCGACGUGGAUGAGUUUGUUUACAUCACUGACGAUACGUACACGAAGCGACAGCUGCUAAGGAUGGAGCAUCUGCUACUCAAAGUUCUGGCAUUUGAUCUGACGGUUCCAACCACCAACCAGUUCCUCCUUCAAUACCUAAGGCGACAAGGAGUGUGCAUCAGAACUGAGAAUUUGGCCAAGUAUGUUGCAGAACUGAGCCUUCUGGAAGCUGACCCAUUCUUGAAGUAUCUCCCUUCCUUGGUUGCUGCAGCAGCUUACUGCCUGGCAAAUUAUAUGGUGAACAGACACUUCUGGCCAGAAACGCUUGCUGCAUUUACAGGCUAUUCAUUAAAUGAGAUUGUGCCUUGCCUGAGUGAGCUACAUAAAGCCUGCCUCAGUAUCCCCCAUCGACCACAGCAAGCAAUCAGGGAGAAGUACAAGGCUUCGAAGUACCUGCACGUGUCCCUCAUGGAACCACCUGUAAUUCUUCCCCUGCAGUGAAUGCCAAAGCUCACCGGCCAUGUCAGGAGGCUUGCUCUGAGGUUUCUGCGAGUCAGGCCAACUAACGUCAGUUGUACAUGACACCUUCAACAUGUGAAUGUUAGGUUCUCUUAGACUUCAGUAGUUUAUAAUUUAUAUAGCUAUAGAUGAGUAUUUUAAAAGAAUAAACAACUUGCUGUAUGGCCGUG